Dictyostelium purpureum is the source of this 276-nucleotide messenger RNA. RefSeq lists its product as uncharacterized. The transcript has a single exon. The annotation marks the transcript as partial. The record is from RefSeq and is a predicted model, not a curated record. Lineage: Eukaryota; Evosea; Eumycetozoa; Dictyosteliales; Dictyosteliaceae.
AAUCAUUAUAGAAAUGGUUUUAAAUGGUGGGAUUUGAUAUUUAUUUUAAAAAGUUUUUUAUUUACAAUUUUAACUAUAACAACACUAUAUUCACCAAAUUUUCAUUUAUUUUCAAUGAUUUUUAUUCAUGUGCUAUAUUCCUAUAUCCAAUAUAUUUUUCACCCACAAAAAAACAAUGUCUUAUACAAAAUAGAGAAUUCUUUCAAUUUAUUCCAAUUAAUCAAUUUAGUUUUGGUAGAUUCAAAUUUUUUCAAAAAAGUUUUACCAGAAUUAAUA